Caretta caretta (loggerhead turtle) is the source of this 3200-nucleotide messenger RNA. NCBI's taxonomy places the organism in Eukaryota, Metazoa, Chordata, Testudines, Cheloniidae. The record is from RefSeq and is a predicted model, not a curated record.
GAGAAGGGGUGGGGCGUCGGCGGGGCUAUGACUGGCGACUCGGAGCUGUCGCCAUUGUGAGUUCUGCAGGCGGAGGCGGCUGGGCCGCCCGCAGCGGGGGGUGUCUGGGACAAGAGGAGACGCGGGCUCGGAACACUGAGAAUGGAGUCUAAACCUUCAAGGAUUCCUCGAAGGAUAUCGGUUCAACCCUCCAGUUCCUCCUCUUUAAGUGCCAGAACAUUGUCUGGAAGCAGUUUAACUGAUGCAUAUCAUACAAGAGAAUCUUCACUGAGACUGGAUUCUGGAUGUCAGGAAUCCAAUCUGUUGCAUAGUUCCAGUAGAGACUGGGGAAUUAGAGAAAGAGGAGAAGCUCAUGAAACUCCUUGGAAGCUUUCUAGUUCCUCUCCAACUCGCUACUCGGGGACACUUGAUCGUCCAUGGUCUGGAAGAUUUUUGGGAAGCAGAAGCAGAUUGUCUACAUCCUCCUCGUCUCCUCUUUCAUCUACUUGGUAUGGUGAAUCUGAGAGAAGUCAGGGAGCAUACUCAAGACUACAUAACCAGCAGCGGGAUAGUGAUUCAAAGAGACCUAAGCUUUCCUAUGCAUCUACCUCUUCUGUGAGAAGUAAUGGCUUAAAUGCAGUUUCAGAUUCCUCAUGGAGGUAUAAUCAAGUUCCUAGAUCGUCAUCAGUGGUACUCAGUUCUCUGGGAACUGAGCUAGUGAGAGAGAGGAGAGAGCUAGAAAGGAGAACAGAUCCAUCUGUUAGCAGUCUUGUGGAUUAUAGUCACAGGAGUGGUGACUUUACAUCUUCAGCAUAUCUUCAGGAUAGACCUGCCUCUUCAUAUGCACAAGGAGCAAGACCAAAAGAUAAUUCAUUGAGCACUUUGAGGCUGAAUACAUCCAUGAACCGCCAGCUGCCUUCUGAACAUGAGUCAUCUUUAUUCUCCGGAGUCUCCAGCAGGAGCUCUUCAAGAUCUAACUAUUCUACAAGGGAAAUGGAAUCUUCCCAAAGGAAUAUACAGCCAGAGUUUACCCACAUUGCCAUUAGAGAUGAAAUUCCUUCCAUAAGCAGCACUGAAAGGGUUGCGUCUCAAAGGUCACUCAGUGAGCCUCCAGCAGAUACUGAAGGAAGGCGUACAACUAGACAAUUACUAUCUCGUUUAGCUUCUAGUAUGUCAUCUACAUUUUUCUCACGGAGGUCUAGCCAAGACUCAUUAAAUGCAAGAUCAUCAGAUUCUGAAGAUUCAUGUAUUGUCCCAAGAGUUCAAACUUCUACCCAAUCUAGCACUAAUGCAACUGCACGUCCUGAAGUUCCAGGCAUUCAGACACCUGAAGCUUCUCAGGGAUUUAGCUUCCUUAGACGAAGAUGGGGUUUAUCAGGUGUUUCACAGAAUCAUAGUUCUGAUUCAGAUCCUGAAAGUUACAGACAAGAGUCUGAAAGUAGAAAUACAGGAUCCUGGUUAUCAUCAUCUCUAAGAAAUAGAUGUACACCUCUCUUCUCCAGAAGAAGGCGAGAAGGAAGAGAUGAAUCUGCAAGAACCUCUACCUCUGACACACCUGCUAGAUCACUACACCUCUUUAGGAGAAGAGAGUCUAGCGAAGAGACUCCACUUGAAGCACAGAACAGCUCCCCUGGGGCUGCUGCCAACAGACCACCAACACCAGCAGUAUCUAGCAGUCCUACAACUACUGCUUCCACACCAGAUUCAGCUCACAGUAGAAGAAAUUCUGGAAUAUCAGGAAUUCUUCCCGGAUCUUUAUUCCGGUUUGCAGUACCUCCAGCAUUAGGGAGCAGCAUAUCUGACAAUGUUAUGAUAACGGUAGAUAUUAUUCCCUCAGGUUGGAAUCAACCAGAUGGAGAAGAAAGUGACAAAUCUAAAGUAUUACCUUCAAGAGAUCCUGAAAAACUCCAGAAAAUUAAAGAGAGCCUCCUGUUAGAGGACACUGAAGAGGAGGAAGGUGACUUAUGUAGAAUCUGCCAGAUGUCAUCUGCAUCUUCUACCAACCUCUUAAUAGAGCCAUGCAAAUGCACUGGAAGUCUGCAAUAUGUUCAUCAGGAAUGCAUGAAAAAAUGGCUGCAGUCCAAGAUUAAUUCUGGUUCUUCUUUGGAAGCAGUAACUACCUGUGAGCUGUGUAAAGAGAAGUUGAAUCUUAAUCUUGAGGAUUUUGAUAUUCAUGAACUCUAUAGGGCACAUGCAAAUGAACAAGCAGACUAUGAAUUUAUCAGCUCUGGUCUCUACCUUGUAGUGUUGUUACACUUGUGUGAACAACGCUUUUCUGAUAUGCUGGGAACUGCAAGUGAGGCCAGCACACGUGUCAGGCUUCAGAGGAUGAUUCUGAAGAUAGUGAUGCUGGCAGAAGUUUUGACACUGCUUAAUGCUGCAAGAGCCAAACAGAAGUGCUGCAAAGAUGCUGAACUGAGUACCAUCAAUAUGCAUUUAUUUUUUGCUCUUUAGUAGAAAGCGCAUUGAAUAUUACUAUAGUUUUUAAAGCAUUACUGAACUCAAUCUAUUGCUGCAUACCAGAACACAAACAGUGAAUUUGAAAAGUAUUCAGCAAGGUGUGCAAGAGUUAGAUAUACAAUGCUGUAUCCCCUUUGAGAUGGGAUGUUAUGCCUCAUUUUGAAAAAGUAGAUUUUAAAUAUUUAAGGAAGUCCUAUCUCCCUUUCUAUUAACUUCUUACUAUAGUCAGUUAGAUUGCUGGAUUGGUCUAUCAAGUUUUUCUCCUAUACUGGUAAUUGUGUGUCUUUUGGGUGGCGGGACCCGUGUACUUAUAGCAUAAAUUUUCCUUUUAAAAAUGCUUAUGUUGUAGUUUCUUAUAAUCACUUGCUUCCAGUGUUAACAUAGGAUGAAUGGGUACUGUAAAACACUGCGGUAUUCGGUUUCCAAAUUUUAUUUGAAGAGUGUUUAAACUCAACAGCAAUAAGAACGUGCAAGGGGCUUCUACUAUUAAAGUGAUAAUGAUAGCUUUUUUAUGUACUGAUUUGGAAAUUUGAGAUUAUAUUUGAUAUUAUGUGGAUAUUCCAUUAAGGAAGUAUUGCAGCUGUAAACUCUUGCAUUUUGGCAUUCCUGGCAGAAAUGCAACUUGAUAGGAUUUAAAAUCUUAAUUGACCUGUUUAGCUUAAAAACCUUUUUUAGAUCCCACAUUCACUGUUAAAGCACUGGUUAUAUCAAUGUGUUUUCUAGUGUUGUCACUUCUUUAUAAAUAAAGAUGAUGCAUAGAA